AUGUACACCCCCACGUCCCUUUCCCGAGCUCUUUCUCGCUCUAGGAUUGUCAAGGGGGCACCACCACAGAAUAUUUCUUCUGAUGGCUUGGCUUGCCUCUCCGUGGGUGACAUGCAGCGAUUGAAGCUCCAUGUUUUGGACAUUCUGCUUCUUUCCUUCAAACAAAGGACAUGUCUCGUCGUUGCCUGGCCUCUCGUCACUAUACCAGAUAAUUUCAUCGCGCUUGAUGAUGCAUCUAUCGCUUCGUUAGGUGUCACCGCUAUGGAUCCGCCCCGGUUGGCCGCCUACACCUCGCCAAAGCCCAAAUCCGCGAAACGACGGACAGCAAAAAGUAGAACUCGUGAUGAAAGCAGGGCAAGCCCGCGAACACCGAAAAGUGCAAGCCAGCGAGUACAGAACAAUCAUCUAUCAAGUCCGGCAGAGCGUGGUCAUUAUCAGAUACGGGAUUCUACUCAUGGAAACGCUUCGUUACAUCCUGAGGGCACUCAGCGAGACUACCCCAUAGAGGUCCAAGUUCUUCCGCGAGGAGAGACCGUUGUCCAUGCUACUGAAGUUGUUGCUUCCACAGAUUCCGAUUUCUUGUGGUCAGAAGAGACUAUCGCAAUGGUCCACAGCGUGCUAGCGGGCCGAUUCAUUAGUCCCGGGAUGCUCAUUCCGAUAUCAUUGUUGGGAAACAAGAUAAUGCUCACAAUUAAAAGUCUACGCAGUUCUUGCUCAUGGAGACUUUCGCAUGAGGCAUCACAAGGAACUUCAGGAAUCAAUUUCGCAAGGUACGUUUCUACUACAAAUAUUCAAAUUCUUCCUUCGCACGAGACCGUAGUCCAGAAAGCACCUGUGGCAUCCAAACUCGCAGUUAGUAUUGGUGGGUUGGGGUCGCAGCUGCGAGAGUUAUCAAUUUUGGCAAAGGCAGCAUUUCUGGAAGCUGCUGAAGAAGCAUUGGACGAAAGUAAAGAAGAGCAUGCUGAUAGACUUUUGACAGACAAGCCGAGAGGGAUUCUCUUGUAUGGACCGCCCGGAACCGGAAAGACUCUUCUCGCAUGUGCCAUCGGCGAAUUAUGUCGGGCGGAGGUAGAGAUACUUUGCGGGCCGGAUGUAUUAGGCAAUUUCUCUGCGGAUGCUGUGAAGGCCUUGGAAGCAUGUUUUGCGCGGGCUAGACGGAAGCAACCAUGUGUGAUAGUUCUCGAUGAAAUAGAUGCCAUCGCCCCGAAGAGAGAUGCAGCUCAUGUUGACAACGUACAAAAGAAGCUGACAGCUGCUCUUCUCACCAUAUUGGAUGGGUAUGAGAGUGCGCUUCUGCGGGGCCUUUUUGUGAUCGGAACCACGAGUCGACUAGACUCCAUCGAUGCUGCCGUGCGACGGGCGGGUCGUUUCGAUCGAGAAAUGGAGAUACCGGUUCCAGGUUUCAAGGAAAGACUGGAAAUUUUGGAAAAGCUUUCGGCAAAGGCCGCAAAGGAUAACAAAUUAAACGUCGGGAGGGAAGAGAUGUCUAUGCUCGCUCGAGUUUGUCAUGGCUUUGUUGGAGCAGAUCUUUCGGCGCUGUGGCGUGAGAGCGUGACAAUGGCCAUUCGCCGCGAGCCAUGUGGGCGCGUAUGCUAUGACGAUAUUUUUAACGCGUUGAAGCUUGUAAAACCAAGUGCCCUUCGUGAGGUGGCUGUGGAAGUGCCGUCAACGAGAUGGUGUGAUAUUGGUGGGAAGCAUCACGCAAAACAGCGACUGAAGGAAGCAGUGGAAUGGCCUUUGACUGAAAAAGGCGCAGCGUUGUUUGCCUCUUUGGGGGUAUCGCCACCCUCUGGAAUUUUACUAUUUGGUCCACCUGGCUGUAGUAAAACCCUUCUAGCACGCGCCGUUGCUAGCGAGUCGGGGACGAAUUUCAUCUCUGUCAAAGGUGCGGAGUUAUUGUCCAAGUGGGUCGGUGAGAGCGAAAAAGCCGUGCAGGCAAUUUUCCGGCGUGCCCGUCAGGCAGCACCAUGCGUGAUCUUUUUCGAUGAAGUAGAUGCUCUCGCUGGCUCCCGUUCCGCAGCGAAAGGAGCCUCGGCACAGGCUCGUGUUGUGGCACAGCUUCUCUAUGAAAUGGAUGGCGUUGAUACUGAGGUGAAUGACCUUUCCCGGCGUGUCGUAGUGAUUGCAGCAACAAACAGACCAGAUUGUCUCGAUGAGGCUUUCCUACGUCCGGGUCGGAUGGAUGUGCAAAUUCACGUCGGACUUCCAGACGAGGAAGAGCGGCUCGCCAUACUGUCGGUACAUACGAGGGACAUUCCUCUUGCCAAGGACGUGGAUUUAGAAGCACUAGCGAUGGACACAUUGACAGCGGGUUUCACUGGCGCUGAAAUUGGGGCCUUGGUAAGGGAGGCGGCACUUGCUGCAAUGGAAAACGAUGUUGAAAACGCAUCAAUUGUCUCAAGGCAUGAUUUUAAUAGAGCAUUAGAGCGUGUUAGGCCGAGGACACCAGCUAGUGUUGCACAAUAUUUUGCUAAAUAUGUUAAGCAGGUCGAACGCCAUAAAGUGCUGUAGGUGGGCAAGUACUAAUUUCCAGUGCAUCAGCGCAAGGCACUGUCGCAGUGUUAUCGUGAUA
Messenger RNA from Chondrus crispus (carragheen), 2572 nucleotides. RefSeq lists its product as hypothetical. Gene Ontology annotation, molecular function: ATP hydrolysis activity; ATP binding. The coding region runs from base 1 to 2511 and encodes 836 amino acids. The record is from RefSeq and is a predicted model, not a curated record. The transcript is spliced from 2 exons. Lineage: Eukaryota; Rhodophyta; Florideophyceae; Gigartinales; Gigartinaceae.